Marmota flaviventris (yellow-bellied marmot) is the source of this 1695-nucleotide messenger RNA. It is a transcript of the gene Ppp2r3c, whose product is annotated as protein phosphatase 2 regulatory subunit B''gamma. Gene Ontology annotation, biological process: B cell homeostasis; microtubule cytoskeleton organization; T cell homeostasis. NCBI's taxonomy places the organism in Eukaryota, Metazoa, Chordata, Mammalia, Rodentia, Sciuridae. Gene Ontology annotation, cellular component: centrosome; spindle. The record is from RefSeq and is a predicted model, not a curated record.
UGCAUCUCUGCUUCCCCCCCCAGAUAGUAUAAUUGCUGUAUCCUCCGUUACACCUACAGUGGCCGUUUUUUCCUUUAGCCAAGACUUCCGCCCACAUCAAAGAUGGCGGUUGGGCGGCCUUCCUAAUCUCUACGGAGUUUGGCAGGCUCUCACGUCCGAGCUGGUGGGGUGGAGCGGUUAAUAAACAGCAAAUGCCGGAGCUACUGCGCGGAAUUCUGCCAUGGACUGGAAAGAAGUGCUUCGCAGGCGGUUAGCUACGCCCAACACCGAUCCAAACAAUCAAAAAAGUGAACAAGAAUUAAAAGAUGAAGAAAUGGAUUUAUUUACCAAAUACUACUCAGAAUGGAAAGGAGGUAGAAAAAACACAAAUGAAUUAUAUAAGACCAUUCCUCGGUUUUAUUAUAGGUUGCCAGCUGAAGAUGAGGUUUUACUACAGAAAUUAAGAGAGGAAUCCAGAGCUGUUUUUCUCCAAAGGAAAAGCAGAGAACUCUUAGAUAAUGAAGAAUUACAGAACUUAUGGUUUUUGUUGGACAAACACCAGACACCACCCAUGAUUGGAGAGGAAGCAAUGAUCAAUUAUGAAAAUUUUUUGAAGGUUGGUGAAAAGGCUGGACCAAAAUGCAAGCAGUUUUUCACUGCAAAAGUCUUUGCUAAACUCCUUCAUACAGAUUCUUAUGGAAGAAUUUCCAUCAUGCAGUUCUUUAACUAUGUCAUGCGAAAAGUUUGGCUUCAUCAAACAAGAAUAGGACUCAGUUUAUAUGAUGUUGCUGGUCAAGGGUACCUUCGGGAAUCUGAUUUAGAAAACUAUAUAUUGGAACUUAUCCCUACUUUGCCACAAUUAGAUGGCCUGGAAAAAUCCUUUUACUCCUUUUAUGUUUGUACAGCAGUUAGGAAAUUUUUCUUCUUUCUGGACCCUCUAAGAACAGGAAAAAUUAAAAUUCAAGAUAUUUUAGCAUGCAGCUUCCUGGAUGACUUAUUGGAGUUAAGGGAUGAAGAACUAUCCAAAGAGAGUCAAGAAACAAAUUGGUUUUCUGCUCCUUCUGCCCUAAGGGUUUAUGGCCAGUAUUUGAAUCUUGAUAAGGAUCACAAUGGUAUGCUCAGUAAAGAAGAACUGUCUCGCUAUGGAACAGCAACCAUGACCAACGUCUUCUUAGAUCGUGUUUUCCAGGAAUGUCUCACUUAUGAUGGAGAAAUGGACUAUAAGACCUACUUGGAUUUUGUUCUUGCAUUAGAAAACAGGAAGGAACCUGCAGCUUUGCAAUAUAUUUUCAAACUGCUUGAUAUUGAGAAUAAGGGAUACCUCAAUGUCUUUUCCCUUAAUUAUUUCUUUAGGGCCAUACAAGAACUAAUGAAAAUCCAUGGACAAGAUCCUGUUUCAUUUCAAGACGUCAAGGAUGAAAUCUUUGACAUGGUAAAACCAAAGGAUCCUUUGAAAAUCUCUCUUCAGGAUUUAAUCAAUAGUAAUCAAGGAGAUACAGUCACUACCAUUCUAAUUGAUCUGAAUGGCUUCUGGACUUAUGAAAACAGAGAAGCCCUUGUUGCAAAUGACAGUGAAAAUUCUACAGACCUUGAUGAUACAUGAUCUCUAAAAAACUAGACUGUCUUAAGAUGCUUGAAUGCUGCAUGUGAAACCUUUGAAGCAGAAUUUGUUUAGAAAUGGUUUAAAUAAAAUAAUGUGUCUAAAAAACACAGCAA